Scleropages formosus (Asian bonytongue) is the source of this 1620-nucleotide messenger RNA. RefSeq names its product intracellular hyaluronan-binding protein 4. NCBI's taxonomy places the organism in Eukaryota, Metazoa, Chordata, Actinopteri, Osteoglossiformes, Osteoglossidae. The transcript is spliced from 8 exons. Gene Ontology annotation, biological process: positive regulation of RNA splicing; positive regulation of translational initiation. Gene Ontology annotation, cellular component: nucleus; cytoplasm. Bases 175 to 1323 code for a protein of 382 amino acids. Gene Ontology annotation, molecular function: RNA binding. The record is from RefSeq and is a predicted model, not a curated record.
GCACCCGUUUGCGCGGUCGUGUCGCGACGCGCCUCGUCCAGUACCGAGCACAACGACAAUGACGCGGUCGGCUCCUCUCAGGGCUUAGACAGCGACACCUCUCAUGAGACGACGAGCCAAGCAGCUUGGUCCUUAAACAAGGGGGCGAACCCGUGCGAGGAGGUGGUGGGGACGAUGAGCCAGUGUGGAGGCUCAGGCUGCGGCAGCCCCGGCUCCGCGGUGCAGCAGGACGCCUUCGGCUGCACCGUGACGAACCGCUUCGACCGGCUCCUGGACGACGACGCCGCCGACCCCUUCGACAUCCUCCGCCAGGCGGAGGUGGAGCGGCAGAGGAGGAAGAAGAAAGAAGAGGCGAAAAGAGGGAACGCGGAGAAGGCUGCGAAGAAGCCGGAGUCGCAGAAAGACAGGAGAGCCCCCCCGAGCGCGAGCGCGAGAGCGGAGCAGGGGCACAACAACAGCAAGCAGGCGCACGUGGCGGCGGGCUGCAGCCCUGCCAGCAGUGGACAGAUUCAGAAUGAGAACAAAGGCAUGGUGGAAGUGGAGAGAGGAGAGAGGCGUGCAGUUUUCCGGGAACGCCGGUUAAAUGUGAUGGAGCCCCCUCAGCAAUCAUUUAUGGACAGGCCAGUUCAUAAGCUGGAGAUGGGUAAUUAUACAAGAGGCACGGGUCGAAUGGGCUAUCUGCGGAACACAGAUGGUUUUGACCAGAAGGGCAAGAGAGAAUUUGACCGUCAAAGUGGCAGCUACAAAUCUAGUGUUCGUCCAGGUGAGAAGCGUGAUGGCAAUGGUCCAAGAAACUGGGGAUCUAUUAAAGACCCAGUGAGUUAUGAAUUGGAAGGAACACCCACAGAGCAAGGGGGGUGUCCUGAGGAGGCAGAUGAAGUUAUGGAAACUGAUGGUGAGAACCGGUCUGCAGAGGGUGAGGGUGAAUCAACCCCAGAGGUCACUGUGGAGAUGACGCUAGAUGAGUGGAAGUCUUUCCAGGAGCAGAGCAGGCCAAAGGUGGAGUUCAACCUCCGCAAAGCAGACUCCAGUGUGUUUUCCAAAGCAGUUGUCAUUCACAAAUCUAAGUACCUGGAGGGUCUGAGAGAGGGGCUAAAUGAGGAUGAGGAUGCCCACUUUUUCCGACGACCUGCCAAUGACAUCACUUAUUCUUUGGACAUCAACUUUGGCAGCCUGGCUCGGCCCAGCCGGGGUGGUCGAGGUGGGCGUGGGGGACGAGGACGCGGAGGAUCGGUUUCCCGCACUGAGACUGUACAGUCUGAAGUGAUCCCGGUUCUUGCCCCAAACCCUGAUGACAUGGAGGACUUCCCUGCUCUAGCCUGAGGAUGCCAUCUACCAAUGGUUCCUCCUGGCUGUUUUCACUGCUCUCUUGCUGCAGUAUUUGUGCCUCUUACAGAUUUGUUGCACUUGUCAAUUGCACAGGGCUAUCAGAGUACUGUAUUUUUCAGAGGUCAUUUUUGCUUCCUCUUUAGUCUGAAUGAAAUAAAUGAAAUUUUGUUAAAAAUAAAAAUGCCCUGUUUGCUUAAAUGCAAAUGGUAUGUUUUGGAAAGUUUGUUUUUAUUUAGAACCCUCCACCACACAGUUUGUAAACUCAUAAUGCUGUGAAAUGUUAACAGAACA